UGCCGGCACGGCCCGUAUUCAGGGUGAGGGUUUCAGGGUUUCCACACGGCUGCUGCAGGCCCCUUGUCCUCAUCCUCAUCCUCCUCACCUUUUUGGUCACACUUCAAGCAGACUGAAGCAUCAUGGGCAGGCAGAAGGCGCUCCUGGACAAGCUGGCGCAGACCUUCCAGAUCCGGAGCCUGCUGGUGCGCCAGGCGCUGGCUGAAUGUCUUGGCACCCUCAUACUGGUGAUGUUUGGCUGUGGUGCAGUUGCCCAGUUGGUCCUCAGUGAGGGAUCUCAUGGAAUAUUCCUGACGGUGAACUUCGCCUUCGGUUUUGCCGCCAUGCUGGGAAUCCUGGUCUGUGGGCAAGUCUCAGGUGGCCACCUGAACCCAACUGUGACAUUUGCCCUUUGCAUGCUGGGUCGAGAGCCAUGGAAGAAGUUUCCUGUGUACUUUCUGUUCCAGACACUAGGAGCCUUCCUCGGAUCAGGGAUCAUAUUUGGCAUGUAUUUUGAUGCUCUGUGGGAGUUUCGUAAGGGCAGUCUGAUUGUGGUGGGGGAGAACGCCACAGCUGGAAUCUUUGCCACGUACCCCUCCAACCAUCUCAGCCUGGUCAACGGCUUCUUCGACCAAAUGAUUGGCACAGCAGCUCUGAUUGUGUGCAUCCUGGCCAUCAUAGACCCCUACAACAACCCCAUCCCUCGGGGGCUGGAGGCCUUCACUGUGGGUUUUGUAGUGUUGGUGAUCGGCUUGUCAAUGGGCUUCAACUCUGGGUAUGCCGUCAAUCCUGCCAGGGACCUGGGACCUCGCAUCUUUACUGCAAUCGCAGGCUGGGGGAGUGAAGUUUUCACGGCUAACGAUUAUUGGUUCUUUGUACCAAUCUUCGCCCCAUUCUUUGGUACGGUGGUGGGCGUGCUGGUGUACCAGCUGAUGGUGGGCUUCCAUGUGGAAGGAGAGGCCCGAGACAGAGGGGAAGCAGUGGCUCGGGAGGAGAAAGACAGGCUAAAGCUCUCCAAUGUCACAGAGAAGAAUGAAAUGGCAUGAAGGCUUGUUUGGGAUGUAUCUGAUUAUGAAUAAUCUCUUCUUUUUUUGUUUUUAAGAAAACAUCCAGCAUUUUUCAACUAGACAUCUAUCUGCUCUAAAUGUAGCACAUAGUCAAUCAUCAGAGAAAGAGAUGUGUUUUCCUGUUCUUAUAAAAGAACAACAACUCCUUGACCCAAAACGUGGAGUAGAGGCCAUUGGGCAGCUGUUUAUUUCAGUCAGUUAUGGGAAACUUGCUUUUAAUGAAUCCUUCAGUGGAAGGAAUGUCUUUUAGAGAUGGUACUGGUUUGUUAGUAACCGCAACUACUUUCUCUGCAUUGAUUCGGUGUUGGAAAGGUUAAGUAGGCUUCAUAAGUACAAACCUUAAGCCACAGUCACACUAGACGUUUGUAGUUUGCAUUACCUUAUGAAAUGGGUGUGGGCCAAGACCAGACCGGAAGAUUGGCCACAAAAUAAAAUCCUCCCUUUUAGUGUUGCUUGCUAAACAUAAACAGCAAUAACAUAAAAUUAAGCAUAAUUGCAUCUGAUAAUAUAUUUUAGCCACAAAAACUAACAAUACAGUCCCUUGACUCUGUGCAUGAAGGCCAACCUAAGCAUUAGGUGGGGCAGAUACUCCCACCACCAUGCUUCCACCGUGAUCUCUAUGCUUGUUGUUUAAAUCCAGAUUACAAAAUACAGAAUCUUGGAUUCGAGGUGCCCAUUUCAGGACGUACUGGUUGUUUAUGCAAAUUUGCAUGUAGAACUUCAUGAAAAUUGAACUCGAUGAUGAAUUUCACAUGCAAAUCUAUGCACACCAGAAGUCUGUGACAAGAAACUGCUCAUCACAUUGAAUUUCUUCAAAAUGAGUUCAUUGUACUUGUGGAAAUUUGCUGGUAAACUCAAGCGUUCCUGGGCAUUAACACCUGUGUUGUUAUGGUGUAAUGUUUGUAGUUUAAAAUACAUGUUACAUAAUCAUAUAUUUCAUAUGUUUAUUCAACGUAAAUCCAGCAUCUGCCCAUUGACUUACAUUAUAAGCGCGGCUUUUCUGUUCUUUUACGCACAAGAAAACAUAUCGAACUUUCUCUCUGUGGUGAUCGAGUGCAUGCUACAGAUACAGCAGAUAGAGUACAGGUUGAAAAACACUGGAAAAUUCCUUUGAAGUCACUUCUCACUUUUUUAUACAGCAGACAGCGUGACCUCCCCAUGUCCUUUGGCACUGAGUUCAGAUCGGCUUCUUAAUUCACAGCCACUAUGGCCUCGCUUUUCUGGUUGGUCAGCGCAGCAUGACCUUCCUGUUCCCCUUCUGCCCCGAGGUCAUACGGCAGACGGGGAUUAUCUAGGAUCUAGGAUUAGAUUUGUAUUUGCCUGACAGCAUAAACUCCCUGUUCUAUCUGAUUUAAGAUCAUCCAGCAGACACCACAGCCUGACUUGCUCCUUUGGCUGCUUUCAAUGUAAGAGCUGAAGUCUAGAUUUGUCCAAAUCCUGCUCUAAACUCCAACAAAGAGCGGUUUACUGUGCCUCGAGCUGUUUUUAGAUUGAAACAGAGCAGCCAUUUCAGUAUUCCUUUCAAACUAAAGUACCUUUUUCCAUGUGAACCUUAGGAAUCCAUGCAGACUUGCUUUAUCUGACCAGCAAGUGGACAUUUUCGGUAACAUUUUAUGUUGAGAGUCUCCUGGAGAUGUUCUGUAGAUGCUCAUGUUGCCUUCAACCUUCACUUAAACGUGAAUUUGGAUGCGACUGAGGUUUUAGAUUGGAUGUGAAUUCUAUUCAAUCAUUUGCUCAAGGGGGAAUCCCACUGUCUGUCGGCAAAUCUGGGGACUGUUUUGCCUUUCAACACCCUGCUCGUGCCUCUCAACCAAUCAAUGGUUUUUGAAAAAGUACAUUUUAAGCUCAAAACUAUUACUUUCGAUGAGGGAGCUUUUAAAGGCAGAUGUCUGGUUCCUAUCACCACCACUGUGAACUCUGAUUUCUGACUGUAGAAUGGAGUAUUUCACAAUAAACCACUAAAUGGCUUCAUAUACAGAGAUCAGGCAUAACAUGAUGACCACCUCCUUGUUUCUACGCUCACUGUCUAUUUUAUUAGCUCCACUUACUG
Molecule: messenger RNA, 3096 nt
Organism: Pygocentrus nattereri (red-bellied piranha)
Lineage: Eukaryota; Metazoa; Chordata; Actinopteri; Characiformes; Serrasalmidae
Gene: aqp3b
Product: aquaporin 3b
Exons: 6
Coding region: 123-1025 (300 amino acids)
Biological process (GO): glycerol transmembrane transport; water transport
Cellular component (GO): basolateral plasma membrane; plasma membrane
Molecular function (GO): glycerol channel activity; urea transmembrane transporter activity; water channel activity
Source: RefSeq, a predicted model, not a curated record